CCCACGUUCCCCUACGGAAAGAAAUUGGCGUGCAGUUUUUAAAAAAGCUUCCUGUCGCUGGAUCGCUUUUUGGCAAGAGGAGGCAGCGAAAGUGCAAAUCCACCGGUCUUGAGUUAAGUGGAAGAGAACAGACUUCAAAAAAACAAUGGAUGGUGAGGAGAAGACCUACGGUGGCUGUGAAGGGCCAGAUGCCAUGUAUGUCAAACUGAUCUCCUCUGAUGGCCACGAGUUCAUUGUGAAGAGAGAACACGCCCUGACAUCUGGCACUAUCAAAGCUAUGCUGAGCGGUCCAGGCCAGUUUGCUGAAAAUGAAACCAAUGAAGUGAAUUUCCGGGAGAUUCCAUCUCAUGUCCUGUCAAAAGUCUGCAUGUACUUCACCUACAAAGUCCGCUACACCAACAGCUCAACGGAAAUCCCAGAAUUCCCCAUCGCUCCAGAGAUAGCGCUUGAACUGCUGAUGGCUGCAAACUUCUUGGAUUGUUGAAAAAAAGAAUACAUAAUGGCACAAGCUUAACAUUUUAGGGCUUAUUUUCCUUCUGUGUUCUUUUUUUAGUAUUUAUCUUUUUUGCCCUAGAAAUGGUGAGAGUAUGAUAGUGUUUGCUGUGUAAAGUCUGAAUUAUUUUAUUUUGUAUCAUUUUGCUUCCAUACAAAGUUGCCUGUUCCACUCUAAUAAGUGUUGCUGCAUUGCUCUUGUUGCGGUCAAGAUUUUUAUUUUGGUGGAAUAAAAUUAUUUGACUGCCACUUUGUCGUUUGUUGCUGAAUGUGUUGACGUCUGAUUCUCCUGAAUGAAACCUACAAGAGAUGUUUGUGUGCACAAUGUAACCGCAUUAUCACAAACAUUUUUUUCUGUUUUUAAAUAAAUAUAUUGAUUAUCAGA
This is a messenger RNA of Anguilla anguilla (European eel), 877 nucleotides long. RefSeq names its product elongin-C. The transcript is spliced from 4 exons. Gene Ontology annotation, molecular function: protein-macromolecule adaptor activity. Gene Ontology annotation, biological process: ubiquitin-dependent protein catabolic process. Bases 146 to 484 code for a protein of 112 amino acids. Gene Ontology annotation, cellular component: elongin complex. NCBI's taxonomy places the organism in Eukaryota, Metazoa, Chordata, Actinopteri, Anguilliformes, Anguillidae. The record is from RefSeq and is a predicted model, not a curated record.